CUGACGGCAUGUCGUCUCGCUUGCUGCUGCUGUGCUGCAUGAUGCUGCAGUUAUGCGGCGCUAGUCGGGUAGUGCUACAAAACAACGGCUACAAGAACGUCGUCGUGGCAAUCGAUGAGUCUGUCUCAUAUACCACAAGUGCACAACUCAUUCCGGCGAUCAAGACUGCGUUCACGGAGGCAUCACACUAUAUCUACACGGCCACAGAACGAAGGGCAUAUUUUCGAGAUGUGCGCAUCGUAGUACCGAGCUCAUGGCCACCAUCCGACGAGUAUGCAACUGCAGUAUGGGAGACAUUCGAGACUGCAGAAGUGAGGAUAGGAAAUCUAGAUCAGGUUGAUCAAGCAUUCACCAGGCGUUCCAUCGGUUUGUGCGGUCGACAAGCAGACUACAUUUUCUCCACGCCCGGACGGUUUACAAGAGUCGAUCAGCAGAGCAACCCUGCUGGUCGCAUGUUGGUGCAUCAAUGGGCGCAGUAUCGAUGGGGUGUCUACAAUGAACACCCAACUUCACUGUGGCAACUCUACUCUUACAUGCCGGACGGCCAAUUUGAGGCGACCAGAUGCACGUCAGACAUCAAAGGCGACAUUGUACACUCUGAAUACGGAGGAAACUGUCACCCAACUACAGCAAGCGAUGAAUGUGGAUUCCGACCAACAAGUGGAGGAGAUAGCUCACAGGCAUCUGUCAUGUUCUACCAACAAAUAAACGAGAUUACUAAGUUUUGUGGAAGCGAUGCAGCAGUACCUCACAAUGAGGAGGCAAUAAAUGACCAGAAUGUAGUGUGUAAUUAUAGCAGCACAUGGGACGUUAUUCUCAAUCAUUAUGAUUUUGAUGGUGGUGCAAAUUUACCGACGAGCGUUCGUUUGCGCUCAUCUGUUCUAACACCAACAUUCAAAGUCGUCCAAGCACAACAGUUUGAACAGAUAGUGUUGGUCCUAGAUGUGUCCGCCAGCAUGCAGCUAGAUGGGCGGUUAGACCGUGUGAGGAAUGCAGCAUAUUCUCUUAUUCAAAUAGUACCUGUAGGAACACAAAUUGGUAUUGUCUCGUUCAAUGAGCUUGCUCAUGUGAACAUCAAUCUAACAGAAGUAAGAGGGAACCAGGCACGUCAGCUUCUCUAUGAUGCUCUUCCUACUAUGGCAAGUGGGACAACAAGUAUUGGUUCAGGCUUACAAGCAGCCGUUGAACUGAUAAAACAAAACAACAAUGGAGCAGUAGUAGGAGGCUGCAGCGUAUUUGUCAUUAAUGAUGGAAACGAAAAUGCUGACAGUUCAAUCACAAUUGACUCGGUAUUUAAUGAUGUGGUAGUCAGUGGAGUGCGCAUCUUUCCCAUUACAUUGGCUAUAUCAGGAAGUACACGUACUGACAUAGAUACAUUCCGGAAACUUGGUAAUCUUGCCAGACAAACAAACGGUUACCAGUACUUGGUACCAUUAAAUAUUCAGAGCCAACAGCAGACGAUCCUGUGCGAAUCGUUGAUAUCUGCAUGUGAACUGGCUCUACAGAGACACAGACAACCCAUCCAACUCCUUCAGCAGUCAGUGUCUGUGUCCUCUUCUGUGCCUGUUCAGCUGAAUGUUACUGUAGAUUCACAUUCCCAAGCAAGCUGCUAUUUCCAAUUUACAGCAGAAAAGUACAUCAAUGAACUGAAAGUUGAAAUCACUGAUCCAACUGGAUCAGUCUCUGAUAUGAGUAGUAUCACUGAAGUGCCGGAGUUUGCUCUAAUGACCUUUAACGUCGACAAUGCCAAGGUUGGGGUCUGGAAAGUGCGUCUUACAUCCAGCUUGGUGUCUCGAUCUAUAAUAGUUGCAGUCAGCAUCGUAUCUCACCAAGCAAGAAUAACAAAUGAUCCAAUCAUUGUGACAGCCGACGUAAGUGAUCGGGACCUGUCUACUGGCACUGUACCAGUCAUAUCCGUAGCAGUCAAGGCAGGAGAACGAGGUGUUGCAGACGCAAUCGUAAUUGCAUAUGUUGUACUGCCUUCAGGUGAGACAAGAGAGUGGAAUCUCUAUGAUAGAGGAGCAAAUCCAGAUCAUGUUGCUGCAGAUGGAGUGUAUAGUGGAUACUUUACCGACCUCAGGAAACGAGGUGAAUACAGUGUAAGGGUUGCAGUGAGUGCCACACAAAGUUCAGUCACAGUACUACCUUCAAAGUAUGUGGACACGGUAGCUUUGUACUACACCAACCGUCAAAUAUCUGAGUACUCUGAAGAUCGACGACAAGUGGCAGAACAAUUUUCAAGAGUUGUUUCUGGAGGAAUGUUCUUAACUGAAUACAGCCAGCCAGUCGAUCAGUAUCCACCCUGUCGCAUUACUGACUUAAGGAUUGUGAGUGUAAAUUACAACACAUCUCAGAUAACUCUGUCUUGGUCAGCACCAGGGGGGAACUACGAUAGAGGCACCAUCCAAAAAUACUAUGUCAAAUAUGCAGUGAACGACCCGUCUGCUCUAAGAAAAGACUUUAGUUCACAGAAGUCAUUGCCUCAGUCAUGGAUUGUGGAUGGCACUCAUUCUAUUCUUAGAAGUCAAAGACCUGCCGCACAGAUGGAAUAUCUAAACAUUACGGUUCCGCACCGAGAUGACGUGACAUAUUACUUUGCUGUUGCCGCUGAAAACAUCAUUGGUUUUGUAGGACCUCCAUCUCCCGUUGUAGGGAUUGCCUUACUUCCUCUGCAAUAUCCAUUACAAAUUAAUAGACAAGAUAGCUCUUCCAUAUUUAGCACUGGAGUUAUUGCAGCAAUUAGUGCUAGUUGCGGUGUUGCUUUACUGGUGCUAGUCAUCAUCCUACUGCUCUGUCUCAAACGGCGACGUAGAGAGUCGGUCAAGAGUGAUGAUGAAGAAAAACUGGAACUAACUAGCAAAAAGACCAGCAAUUCUAGUACAAUAUCAUCGAAUACUAGUGGAUCUAGAAAGGACAAGAGAGAGAGGCGUGCUAAGAAGAAAAAAUUGGCUAAAGAUGAUGAUAAAGAGGACAUGAUUGCUGCCGAUGUAGUCAGUCAAGUGACUGAUACAACCUAUGUGAACACAACAGUUAGUGAAUGUGACCUAGAAACACAUCAAAAACAGCAUGCACUGGACAAUGAAGAAAUGGAGUAUCAGAAACAAGUGGAAACUGUACAGGUGCCAACACAAUCAAAAGAGCGAAAUGAACAUGUCGUUAUCAGUGAAUGUGACCCAUAUACUGAUGUUAAGUACAAGACACCAUCUGUACAAGAAAGUAAAGUGCCUGAGCAAGGCACACAUACAUAUGAAGAACUGUCUCCCCGAGCAGUGGAUCCAGAAUAUGAUCAUGUUCAACACACAAAUAUGCAGCAAACAGAGAACCAGCAGGAAUUGAUACAACAGCUCAAACAACCAGUACAAACAGAUCUGCAACUACAGAUUAUAGAGAGCGAAACAAAAUUAAGUGAGCUGGUAGACAGUAUAAAAGAGCAACCAACGAAUCUUGAAUGGGAGCCUACUUCCCAAGAACUGCAAGAACAUUUGGCAACUAAAGAAGAAACAAGCAAACAGGAGAGUACAACUAGUGAGGUGAAGGGAAACAAUAGUCUUCAACAAAGUCAUGACUCACAAAAUGAGGAUACAAAUGAAACAGAGAUACUCCACCAUGCACUGGGUGAGGUAACACAAGUAAACAUUACUGAAGCUGGGGAGAGUGAUAAUGAAUGGAAACAAGAAACAUGUCAUUCCAGUCAAACUGACAAGAAAGAGAGUCAGUCUGAAACAGUAACAAGCACUCUUCAAACUGAAACCAAUAAAAAAGCAGCUGUAUUGGACAAUACCACGCAACUAGAUGAAGGACACACAGCUGGACAGGUUGAACAACAGAAAACAUUGUUACCCAAUAGUCAAUCAGAAGAAAACACCACUGCAGCAGCAGCAGCAGACCCAUUUACAUUCCCCAUAGCACUGCAAUCUGAGCAGCCGGCACCAGCUGCAGAGUUACAUCAUAACAAGGAGAACAAGACAGAUGUAAAUACUGAGUUAGCAGUUGCAGGGACGGUGGUUGUGAAUGAUGAGGACGAAGACUGUAUCCCUAGUGUAGCCCGGCUAGUUGUACUGAGUCCAAAAGAAGGGACACCUCCAAAGGACAUCAACAUCAAUAUUGAACCGACUGUUUCUCCUGGACACUCUGAACAAGGAAGUGCUGUUGAAGAUCACUAUGUAGUGAGUGACUCUCCCAGUCGACUUUCUCUAGACAGUGCAGAAAUUACUGCAAUAGAUGAAGUGAGCAAUGAGGACAUUUCACCAGUUACAGCUACUGAUGGUGAUGACAAGGUAGAACAAAGCAAUGAGACAAGCAACAAGGCAAUGGAAAAUAGAGAGACAGACAGUCAGUUAGUUGAUGGAGAUAAAACGACUGUAGAGCAGAAGACAGACUCAAACAUCCUAUAAUCAUAUUUGACAGUAUACUAUCGAGUUAGCAUGAUUGCUGGGUAUUAAAACAAGACUGGUAUUAUCUCGCUCAAAGUUGAACAGGUGUGCAUGUGUAAACAGAAAACCAUUGAUUUGAAUCUUUUGAAUAUGAAUAAAUAAAAAGUCAUCAAAUGCACUAGAUAAGUUUGUUUUGAAGAGCUGAUUGAUCGUCAACUUCUGAUUUGCAAGCCUAUACUCAUUAGUCACAUUUCCUAUGGUUGCCACUUCCCAUCACUUUGUAAGCCUAGUCUCUCACAUAAGUAAGUAACUAGUCAAACAACACCCAUAAG
Messenger RNA from Corticium candelabrum, 4705 nucleotides. RefSeq names its product calcium-activated chloride channel regulator 1-like. The coding region runs from base 9 to 4394 and encodes 1461 amino acids. Gene Ontology annotation, molecular function: protein binding. The record is from RefSeq and is a predicted model, not a curated record. NCBI's taxonomy places the organism in Eukaryota, Metazoa, Porifera, Homoscleromorpha, Homosclerophorida, Plakinidae. The transcript is spliced from 5 exons.